Molecule: messenger RNA, 1840 nt
Organism: Rhododendron vialii
Lineage: Eukaryota; Viridiplantae; Streptophyta; Magnoliopsida; Ericales; Ericaceae
Product: PI-PLC X domain-containing protein At5g67130-like
Exons: 10
Coding region: 219-1421 (400 amino acids)
Biological process (GO): lipid metabolic process
Molecular function (GO): phosphoric diester hydrolase activity
Source: RefSeq, a predicted model, not a curated record
CCCUACAGAUAAUUAGAUUUACACAACAGCUUUCUGUACCGACUGUCUAUCUCUUCUCUCUCUCUCUCUCUCUCUCUCUCUCAUCCGUCUCCAUUUUCCCUCCAGAAAGAAAACGCUACUAAAAUCGAACCCUCAACUCCUUCAGAUUCUAGCUAAGAGAAACGAUUCUAACCUAAAUUCUCUCUCUCUCUCUCUCCGAAGACAACCGAAGAUCAGCAAUGAAGACAAUCAAAUUCCUGCUUAAUCUCUGCAUUGCCGCUGGGCUAUUCCAAGUCAUUCUCUCAGGUUUCUCUUCAGCUCUCAAGGAGGGACAGACAUGCGCGUUAGACCGUAACUGCGACUCGGGGCUACAUUGCGAAACGUGCCCUGCUAAUGGACACAUACGCCCGCGUUGCACUCGCAUCCGGCCUUCGAUUCCAACCUCAAUGGUGAAAGGACUACCGUUUAAUAGGUAUUCGUGGCUAACGACGCACAAUUCAUUUGCUCGUUUCGGGGAGAAGUCGGAUACGGGGUCUGUGAUUCUUGCUCCGACGAACCAGCAGGACUGCAUUACCGAUCAGCUCAAUAAUGGUGUUAGAGGGUUGAUGCUAGAUAUGUAUGACUUCAACAACGACAUAUGGUUAUGCCACUCCUUUGGCGGCACCUGCUACAACUACACAGCUUUUCAACCUGUGAGUAAAGUUUUGAAAGAGAUUCAAGUGUUUCUGGAGGCAAACCCGUCUGAAAUCAUCACCAUAAUGAUUGAAGACUACGUUUCAUCUCCAAAAGGCCUGACAAAGGUGUUUGAUGCUGCUGGCCUAAGGAAAUAUUGGUUUCCUGUUUCUCGGAUGCCAAAGAAUGGCGAAAAUUGGCCAACAGUUGAUGACAUGGUUCAGCAAAAUCAGCGUUUAGUAGUUUUCACUUCGAAAUCUGCCAAGGAGGCUUCUGAAGGGAUUGCAUAUGAAUGGAGAUACCUGGUAGAGAACCAAUAUGGGAAUGGUGGACUGACAGCUGGUUCUUGUCCAAACCGUGCGGAGUCAUCUCCCAUGAGCACAAAAACAAGGUCUCUAGUCCUAAUGAACUAUUUUCCCGACAAUCCAGAUUUUACCCAAGCUUGCAUGCAUAAUUCAGCUCCUUUAAUAAGCAUGAUGAACACUUGUUACGAGGCAUCUGGUAAACGGUGGCCCAAUUUUAUUGCUGUUGAUUUCUACAAGAGAAGCGAUGGAGGAGGAGCACCUCAAGCUGUUGAUAUCGCCAAUGGGCAUCUAGUUUGUGGCUGUGAUAGUGUUGCCAACUGCAAGGAAAAUGUUACGUUUGGAACGUGUAGCCUACCUGAGGCUGCUGUAGCCCCCUUCAGCCCCACUAGUUCAGAUAGCAGACAAGUUGGUUUGCAGCGGUUCUUUGGGAUGGUUUUGAUGGCUCUCACAACAUGGAACUUAUAAUCCACGUUCAACUGAGUGCCUGUGGUGGUUAUCUGGGACAGUAUCUUCUUGCCGGUUUCCUCAGUUUUCUUCGCAACAAAACUGCAAUGAAAAGACCAAAGAAAAGAGGUGCAAGUUAACCAAUAUAAUGAUUUCAGGCUUUCAACAUAAGUUGUCCAAUCUGCCAGCUUUGCUCUGUGCUCUUAACUGGAAAGAUUUUAUACUCUAGGGCAUUAAAAUGCCUUCUUGAUUCUUACCCGAGAUAAAACUGGGCUUCGUUUCUGGGUUUGAGUCUUACGGCUGUGAAUCUUAGCUUCCCAACUCCUGUUCAACUGAUUACAUUUAGGCAAGUAUUUUGGGCAGGAGAUUAUGAAUUUUAAUGUUGUUCUUCCCACUUAAUAUGAUUUGGUCACCCACCCGCUAGUGGACGGUGGAAUUAA